This is a messenger RNA of Xyrichtys novacula (pearly razorfish), 39391 nucleotides long. The record is from the annotation of a GenBank genome assembly. Lineage: Eukaryota; Metazoa; Chordata; Actinopteri; Labriformes; Labridae.
GGGGUUAACAAGAGUUUGGGUGGGUUGUACACAUCACUACAUCCCCGCCAACACUGUCACAUCCCGUUUCAUUGAUCACUUCUGACGCCGCUCUGCUGCAUCGUGCUGAUCAAUGGGCCGCUGCUGCUACUGCUGCUGCUGAUGCUGGAGCGGGCUGAGAGGUCUGACAAGGUUACCACCGGGAGGGAGCGGGGGCGGCGGUGAAAUGAGCCAUUUUGGCUCAACUGUGUCUUGCUGUGAGCGGGACGGAGCUGCGGACCCGCCCCGGGGCCUCAGCGCACCACCCUCGGCCAGGUUUGAGCCAAAAUGUCCCUGCUGCUGCUGCGGCUGGACCGCGGUGCAGGAGCUGGAUGAGUUGCGUCAAGUUGGACAGCGGCAGGUGGAACAAAACCGGAAACGGAGUGUUGUCGCCUUAGAAAUAAGAGCUCGAAUUGAACUUUUUUUUUUUUUUUGUGUGUGUGAAGAAAAUAAUGAAAAAUUUGAAAGAUAAAGAUUAAGAUGAUUGAACCACCGGACAAUACUCAGUUCAAUAACCCACUUAACUGUGCAAUAUCAUCUGUGAUGUACAAUACAGCUUUCAAACACCAUUAUUAUUCAUGUGCAAUACAGCAGUUUUCAUACCUCAUGUAUCCCACCGACUUAUCCUUCAUCUCACACAUUUACACUCAGCGCCUAGUACAUCGCUUGUUCACUUUGUAAAUAUCUCCCUUUCCACUUUUAAUAUUUCUUGCACUUUGUAAAUAUUUCUCCUAUACUUUUAUUCAUCUUUAAUAUAUAAUAUAUACAUUUAAUUUCUUUUUUUGUAUCCUUAUUUUACUGCAUUCCUUCAGUACUAUUGUGACAUAUAGUCAUAGAGCACAUGGGAAAAGAUUGAUAAAAACAAAAAGCUCAGUUAAAAUGGAAUUGAAGGCAAUGUUCAUGUCAUAAGGAACCCAGACAAUACAAGAACCAUGCAACAUAAAAUGAGACCAUGAGGACCAAAAUAAAAAAAAUAAAAUGUUCAAGAAAAAAGAAAAUGCAAUUAAAAGAGGGGGUCAAAAGCGGAGACUGGAUAGUAAAUAUAAAAGGCAAUAUCAACAAUGAUAAUAAAAUAAUAAUAAAAGGUAAUACUGAUAAUAAUCGUAAUAUAAUAGAGCAACAGAAAUGAGCAAAAGAUAAAAGAGUAAAAGGCCUAAGAGGUUAAUAAAGAGUACGAGUGUAACAAAAGCUAAAAGGACAGUAAAGCAAGUCUGUAAAAGUGAGAAUGUUCCCGAACAAGUUUUAGAAAAUUUUGGAAAUUUUAUUUUGUGAAAAUGUCUGCAAAGAACCUUUAUUUCAAACAUUUAAGUCAUGUAAACAAAUUAUCUUCUGCAUCACGUUGACUGUUUUAUUUGGACAGCUCAUUCCAGUUUUUAAAUAGGAGUAUUUGUCUGCUAAUAAACUUACAAAAAUCUGUUUAAAAACAUAAUUCGUCAAAUUAUAAAGUUAUUUUUUGUAACUGUGCUUUUUCUAACAAAGUAAUAAAAUCAAAACCUCACUAAAUAGAUGAGCUCAAUGUUUCCACAAGGGCUUUUAUUUUGCUAACAGUCAACAGGAAGUAGUGUAAUUCGAUUCUCGUUGUCUUGCCGUUGCUCCUUAUUUUUCCCAAUAAUAAACCUUAGGGGAGGGAUCCUUGAGUUUUGUCGCACAACUACGGUAGACUACAGUCUGUACUUUCCGACUUGCGCUGUUUGAGUUGAGCAGGCAGCGCGGGGUCUACGCGAGGAUACUCGAAAAUAGCUUUCAAAGGCGAUUAGACAUGACGGGCGCUGACGGAGGGGCUCCGCGGGACUCUACGUAAAGAUGAGGAUUCCUCCGGUGAGUGUCUGAAUUUGUUUUCAUGACAUUUUCACUGCUCUUCUGUUGUUGCUCUAAUGUUGCACCCCGCCAUUGCAGCGGCAAGUGUUAACUAAGCUGAAGUCAGUGUGGAUGGGUGUUGUGGUAUUUUCGGGACUCUAUAGCUAGCUUAAACAGUGAGGAGGAAUACCGUGGAGGUGGUGUUACCGUAACACUAUUUUACGUCAAUUACACAACACGUUAACGGCUGAAUUACGGGCUGAACAUUCACUAAAACGCUCGUAGUGCGGCGGGAGGAGAAAAGAUUUUAGGUCUCUUUGAGAAAUAUACCGAGUUAACCAGGGCGGGAAAGCUUUUUUAGUCCCGUUAAACCGUUAACGGUUGGCCGUUAGCCUCACAGCCCACCGAGGCGAUGACGCUGCGUCUGUCCGUCAGAGCAGCAACAUGCUGCCGUCACUCGGCGCGACGCUGCCCGCUGAAGCUACUUCACUCUCCCAAUACAGCAUGAGGCGGAUUUUACGGGUUUAUUCGCAGUUUCUCCAUCACUUAGAGGUGUAUAUAGUCACCAACACGUUCAUUUGACUUGCUGGUGGCUGUUUUGGAAACUUACUCGCGGCCUUUUUUGUUGUAUUUGAUGUUAAAUUUUAGCUAGCUGCCCACGGCGCUGAAGAAGUUCUCAUCUUAUUCACUGUUUCCGAUUCAGCUGCAGAAACCAGGUCCUGAUCCAGAAACACUUUAUCUAGACCUGUUGGAUAUGGAUGACUAUUAGAGCAAGACUAAGGCCCUAGUUAACACAGUUUAAGGUCUAAACCAUUAUUCUCUUAGUCAUAAUGCAAGAAAGGGAGAUUUCACUGCUUUUCACCUCUGAACCACAUUGGACCAGGUCUUGAACCCAACAGGAACACUGGCCUCUCUAGAAUAAAGGGUCUGCAUGUCUGAAAACACAUACAUGAGAGUCUGCAGCUACUCUAGAAUAAUGAAGCAAAGAUCAAAAGAGUCUUGGUGUUGUGGUUCUGGAGUAGGACCUGGUCCAAUGCAGUAUUGUAGUGAUAAACCAGUGAAACUGCCCAAAUGCAAGUGAGAGUUUGACACUGUAUUUGUGAAAGACUGAAGCAUCUCUUUGAAAAUGACGUCUGCAUCCGAGAAGCCCUAGUAAUGUGAUUCUGGAUCAGGACCUGGUCCAUUCAGGUGAUAAAAGGUGUGACUCGACCUGUCUUGCAUAUUUACAAAAAUGCUGCACAUGUCUACAUCUCUGUUUAACCCUAGAACACUAUCGCCGAAUGAUUCUCAUGAUGUUGCGUUUGUCUGAGUAUCAUGGGUCCCUGGGUAGCUUCAGCAUUGCCUUUGACAUCUUUGAAGACAUGUUUGUUUCUCUGAUCCAAAACCUCUGUGAGAUAGUCUAGUCCAUAUCUGGGAAGUCUUGGCGUAGCGGUUUUGGAUCAGGACCUUUUCCCCUUUUGAAACUGGAUCGUAAGUAAUGAAUAAGACGCUAACUUCAGCGUCAUUAGCAGCUUUGCUCACACAACUAACCCAAAGUUCUUGUGCAAACACACCUUCACCUGUGCGGUUCUGUUGCUGUUUUUAACGCGUGAAUCUGCAGGAUAACAACACAGAGUAGUUUCCCAUGUGUUUAACCGCCAUGCCCGUGAGUGUUAUUCACCUCUGAGGCUGUGUUUGGCUUGUAGGCAGCGAGCACAGCCACGGUGCCACUUAAUGGUUACAUAAUCCAAGCUAAUGGUCAUCUAUUUGCUCAUGAGAGUCGGUUUGGUGAGGUGAUGUCUUUUGCAUUUACCUCAUCAUUUGGUCCCAGGGCUUUUAUUGAAGCGCUGGAAGGUGGAUUUAUGCAGCCCAGCCCGGUGCCACCUUGAAUAGUCAUCAUCAGCGAGGAAAAGAAAAGAGAAAGCCAGAUUAUUUUACACACAAGUGUUACAUUCACAUCUCUGGAAAAGCUUACACUUUUUAACACGUGUAAUUUUCUUGUCUGGUUUUACUCAAGUCUGGAUAUUUGAUGAGGAUUUUUCUUUUUUUUUUUUACAAACGGCAGAAGAAUUAGUCAUCUUGCAGCAUCUUCAAGCAGAGUUAAAACUCAAGGGGCCUGAUCGAGUAGACUGAUUCCAACAGGCUCCCAUGUGAAGGCGAGCUCUCAUGUGUGCAGAGACUUCCCAGAUGUAGGUUACUGUAUGCUUUCAGAAAGUAUUAGUCUCCGUCUGAUCGCAGCCAGCCGCCUGUCUCCUUUUGCAGUUUUCCUCCUGUCUUGAUCAAAACACAAGGACGAAAGGAGGAUCGUAACAGCUUUUGACACUCGCUGUGAAGCAGAGCAGCUCUUUGUUUCAGGAGGACAGCUAUUCUCUUCUUUACCUUUUCGUCUUCAAAUCUCUGCUGAUUCACCCGCUUCAACCUGUCGUCACAGAAAUCAUUUCAUUUUCAAAGCAUUUGUGUUUUUUAGUGGGUGGUGAGGUGCAAACCUGUGGCGUGUUUUACUUUGAUAGGUUUCACUCGUAUUUCUUGAACUCUCUCUCUCUACAACAACAGAACACUCACUGGCGGAGGCAGACAACUCCCAGUGUACUCCCAGUCUGGGCGUUAAAAAUGACAUAACAAUGUGUCACUCAGUCAUGCGAUCGCAUUGUGAGAAAGUGAUGUCAGGCCAUUCUUAAAGAGAGGAAGCGAUCAUUUGAGGUUUCCUGUGUUCACCUCGAGUAGACGGCGUCUGGAGCGCAGUGGUGUCGGAUACGGAUCUAAAUAAAAACGCUGUUUAUCAGGAUGUGAGUUUGACAUCCUGGGAAGUUUUGGAGUUCAAAGACAAAGAUGAACAGUUCAGAAAUGACUACUAUAACUUUCCCAAACAGAGCAUGCAGAUAAGAGUGACGAAUAUAAAAAAUCCAGUGAGUCAUGCAGCUGUUUUAAACUUUUUUUCCUACUUUAGUUGCCAGUAAAGAAGCAACGUUUUCAUUAAAAUUCAUACGCUUACAACUGACACUGCAAGCCAACAAUAUUUUUCUUUAGCAACUUAUUUUAAAAAUGUUUUCUCAGACAUUUUUUACAAAGUUUCCAAGUGUUAAAAAUCCAAAACACUGACAUUUUCAAACUCUUAUUGGCCGAUAUCAAUCUCAUCGCUGUUACAAACCCAAAGUUCCUCACUUUCUUCAAAUACUGUUACAAUGCUGACAAUAUUAUGCACCCCUAUAAAGAAGAUAAUUGUGACAGUAUUAUUAUUGUUUUCUGAAGACAUGUUUUAGGCCUUUUCUCAGAGAGGACAGGACAGUGUUAGAGUAAGAAACCAGGAGUGAGAGUAAGGAGGAACAGAGUUUUUUAGUUUACUGUCACAUAUGUCAGAGUAAAGCACAUCCAAAGUAUUUGAAGCUGCUAAUAUUUCACCUUUCUGUCCUGAAAGUUUGCUGAACAGACGAGCCUGUUAUAAAAACAGUUCUAGAGUCAUUUCAUGGUUAUAUAGACUAGGGCCCGACUGAUUUAUUGGUGAGCCGAUUAAAUCGGACAAUUUUAGCUUGUUUGAGACUUAUCUGUAAUUGGCCAUAACUCACCGAUUUUCGCCGAUAUUUUCAGAAAUAAAAUGUGGAGGAUAAGAUUCAGUUUCACUUUGAAAAUGUUCCGCCAUUUGUAAAGUUCCCCGACUUAACCUGUCGAUGGCGUAGUGACCUCAUGACGAUCUUCAUCCACUAACUACCUCACAGCACAGCAGAGUGACGGAUCUGAAGCAGGCAGCUCAGGGACACACGGAGUAGAGUGGUCCGCCUCAUCGGUAAAUAAACCAGUUUGUGAAAUACACAAUAAGUCAACAAGUUUCAGUUCAACCCACUUCACCAUGUUCCCCGCUGUGCUGGUCACGGUCACACCGAGUUAACGGUGAAGCACCAUGUUAUAUGCAAGCUUAAGUUAGAGUUAGCCACCUGCUAUUAGCCUGCUACACUGUUAGCCUUGCCAGUAACGGUAGAAUAAACAAAAGUACACAUUACGUGAUUGAGCUACUUCUCUUACUGAGGCAGCUGCAUGUCUCCAGAUGAGACCGGACCAGGUAGGAGGCACCGAUCGGUGCGGGGGGUGGGGCAGUUGAAAACACUUUGCUGGUCCGAGUUAUAUCAGAGUCGGUCUUCCUGUCAGCGCAAAGAACAGUGGCCUACAGAUAUCUACAGUAUAUAUAUAUUUUUAGAACUUCAUAAAAAAUCGUCCGAUUAAUCGGUAAUCGGACCCCCCCCCCCCCCCCCCCAAUAAUCGGCAUCGGCCCCAAAAAAUCCAUAUCGGUUGGGCCCUAAUAUAGACAUAAUAAUUCAGCAACUAGUGUGGAUUCCAGCUCAGCUGUGCUUCAUGUGAUUACAUAGUGUAUGUAUCGAGGACUCAGUCUGCAGGGCCAAAUGCUUGCAUGCUAAACGUGAACAUACAGGACAUGCAAGUGAAAUAAUUUUUCUCACUAAGGCCAUUGCUCUUCAUCUUCUGCCAUGUCUUUAUGGUGCAUGUUCAUAUCAGUCAGCAUUACACCCUGGGCUGUAUGUCAAGGCUGCAUCCUCACAUCCUUCAUUAUUUAAUGUGCAGCUUCUCAUCAUGGAGCGUCCUCGUCACUCAUAACUUAUGCUUCAGUGUGUUUAAGUGAGCGUUUGCUUCUGAUUCUUAUUACUGCAGAGGAAAAUGUGAUUUAAUGCUGAAUAAAGCUAAUUGGUAGAUGAAAGGAAAGCUUAUGUCGAGUUUUUAGAUUAGAUUAGAUAAUCUACCAGUGUGCCAGUCGACACCAUCAUUCAUAACCUUGAUAAUACCCAACAUGUCUAGGUCAGAGUCUCCUGCAGUGACUAAUUUUAGGUAUGUAAAUUGCAUGUAAACCUCGAGUCUACAGGCGUAAAGACACUCACGGCUAAACACAGGCUCACAGAGUCAGAGGGUAAACAGUGUGAAAUUGGAUUGCAGAGUGUGGCUAAUGUUAGCAGAGCUAUCACCACCUCCAGCCUUCAGCUCCUCGUGUCUGUGCUGCUGGUUCCACACCGCUCUGGUUGAGACGUUGCCAGUUUUACCAGACACGGCCCUUGCACACACAGCUUUCUAGAUCAAAACGCUGCCAAAUUGCGCCGUGCGGAGAGGUGCUAUCUGUCAUCUGUGCUUGGAUACACUGGCAAAUGAGAUUUUUGUGGAAAUAAGAGAUAAAGAAUUCACUGUCCAGCAGCAUGGUUUAACAUCUCAUUAAAACAUCUUUUCUUACACCGUUUUUGACUCUGUGCCUCAAAAGAAAAAUUCUUGACCAUAGUUAUGAAACCUCUUCUGCUCACUGCAGUAUCUUAAGAGCUGGACCAAGUCUGAACGUUGGGAACAUUUAUCAUUUAUGCACAUCUAUUCAUAACUGAAAGAAAAUCUCACAAGGUCACUGUCAGCUUUUUGACUUGUAGCUGAAAGAGACUCACGGUGGGAACAGCAUUUAUGUUAUGUCAGUUUAGACAGAGUGUUCUCUGAAUCCUGAAAAUGGGGCACUUAAACGCUGCUCUUAAGAGUAUUUUUCACAUCGUUUUCUUGCCGUGACAUAUUAAAAUAAAAGCCUCAAAUGGGGCUAUAAUUUCUGGGAAGAAUACAGCAUUUUUAUUUGUUUGAAUACAAUUUAAUUCCAAUGCAAAGUAGACCUCAGAAAAUAAUGAUCCCAAAUCAGAGGACAUAAGAAACUACUAUUGAAAACACUGUAAAAUAAACACCCAUUAUUCAAAUAAUCCUGAUUCUAUAUGCCAAACCUAAAGAAAGACGUCUAGUAAUCCUCAUGACCGUGAAGGAAUUCCAGCUGAUCGUUGAGGAAGCAAACGCUGCUCCUUUCACAGGAAACAACAACAGGAAGCAGAGUCCUGUCCUGACAGUGCGGACUCAGUGAACUGUUUUAACAUGCUGGUUUGCCCGAGCUUCCUCGCUGUUUAUGUCCUUGUCUUAUUUAAUUUUGCUCCCAUGUCAGGAUGUCCAGUCAGCCAUAGUUUAUCGUGUUAGGAGUCUGUUAGGCCAUUUCAUUAUUAGCAUGUCUGGCUCAUGCUGAAGCCCGGAGCAUGACUGGAGUGAACGAAGAACGACUGCAUGUCCCCUCGUUUGGAAUAUAGGACCCAGGUCUUGUUUUAGUCACGCUCUUUGUUGUGUUUACCAAUUUGGGAAGAAACAGUUUCAGUAUUUGCACGAACUAUUUAUACUGUUAUUAUUUUGAAAUAUGAAGAGAAAGGAAAACUAGGUUGGCAAGGAGACAAGUCAUGAGGCUCAAAGUACCCGAAACUCCAGAAACAAGGAGACGAAUUAAGACUUUCUGAAGCUACGAUGAUUUGAACAACAACAUGCACACAGCAUCUUUCUUUGGAGACACUAGGAGUAUGAUUGCAUAUUAGGGAUAGGGUAAUUUACUCAUGUAACACAUUAGGGGUGGGGGAAAAAAUAAAUUCACAUAAGUAUCGCAAUCUUUUGUUUUACAAUAUUUAAAUUGAUUAUUUUUUGUUACAAAAUCUUUUUUUUUUUUUUUCAAAUUUAAGAAUAAAGGUCCUUUCAGGCUGUAAGCGUUUUUUUCAUGUGAUUAUUUCAGGCGUCAGUUAGCAAGGUUGUAGCUAAGACUCGUGAAGAAGUAUGAAAAAAAAAUGGGAUUCUCCUUUUCAUAUUGAGGGAAGUCGUCUCUGUGUUUUGGCCGGGUGUUAGAUUAGUGUGUGAAAUAAUUCAAAACCACAGCCAGAUGAGCUCCUCUGUCAUGCACAGUCCUGUAAUUCUUGUUUCACUUCAGGCCAAACCACGUGUAAUUGCUUGCAUCGUCUUCUUCUUCUUAAAUGUUUCCCAUUAAUUGGGGUGUUGCAGCAUGAAUGUACAAAAACAGCCUUUUCACAACCCUGAGCUGCUUUAGUCGAACAGGCUCUCUGACUGUCACUCUUUCUUAUGCACAUAUGUCUCUUUUAAAACAUCUGCCCAAGUUUACAUGUCUAAAAAUACUACUCCUUCACGCACUAUGACUAAAGAUGCAUUAUUCAAUGCCUCUGCAGAGUAAUUAAAUCUUAAUCAGGGAUGGGCUCCUGUCCUCAUGGAGGCGUAUCUGUCUGUGAGUGUUUGUACGUGUCUGAUCACAUGCGUCUGUGUGUGUGUGUGUGUGCACUCUCGCCAUCCACCAGAGCUUUUUCUUUUAUUUUUAGGUUCUUACGGUGCGAGACGAUUUAGGAAGUCUGUAGAGUGAGUUAAAAGAGUGUAGAGUGCCGAGGAAACCUCUCCGCUGAAGUAAAAGCUGCAGAGGUUAGACAAGGUUAAAGUUAGGUAACUCUUCGUGCGGUCACUUCAGGUAACCCAACCUGGAUCAUCUCCUGGGUUUUGGUUGCAGAUUUCCUGCAUGUCUAUUUUCAAAAGCUGGUUGUUUUCAUGCUUCUCCUGCAGAGGCAAUUUCCCUGAGACUAGCCUGAUACUUGAUACUCCGGCUCUUGUUUCAUUACAUCAACAACAACAGUCUACAGCUUGAAUUUAAUCAAUAAUGUUUUUUGUUUUUUUUCCCAACAGUUCUGUUUAAAUUGUUUUAGCAUCUACCAGUUCUGGUUCAAUUGAAACAAGAAAAACGAGGACUUUUUCUUUGUUUGGACUAAUGCAACAAAAUCAACACAAUGAAGACUAAAACAUGGGAUUAAAAUAGAGAUGUGUACGCGCUUGAAUGUGUGCAAAAAUAAUGGACAGGUUUUCUGUUUGGAGCAGCUUGAUAACGAAAUAAAUAACAGUGGUCUAUGGCAACCAAACACUUGAAAGCUUUAAAUCUAAAUUUCAUCAAGCGACUCAGGACUGUGUGCGGCCUUAUGUACUCCCAAUAAUGUCUGGCCAUGCCUCUGGUGAGUCAACACACAGUUUCCUUGGGAAUCUCCUCCCAGACCUGGAUCAGGGCAUCAGUGAGUAUCUUAGCGGAGUCAGAUCAGAUGCAUCCAUACAUAACGUCCCAUAUGUGCUCAGUUGGAUUUAGGUCAAAGGAACAUGAGGGUCAGUCAAUACCAUCAAUGCUUUUGUCAUGCACGACCUGCCUAUCCACUCUAGCUACACAGGGGCAGGGGUUAUUCUGAGCCAGGAGGGGGUCCAGGACCCACAGCACCCGUGGAGGUAGGGCUUGGCGAUAUGGCCUCAAAUCAAUGUCAUGAUAUAUUGAGCAGUUCACCUCAAUAACGAUAUAUGGAUGAUAACUGCUCCACAAGCUUCAAUUUUCCACAAAGUCUCGAGUUCAGCACCUGACACAACAACUCAGCUUUAAAUUCAAGCUCUUUAACAUCCAGGGUCACGCUGCUGAAGAACUGAACCGUGACCAUAAAGAGUACCGGGUUUAGUCUGGCUGAUUUUGGGUCCUGGUUGACUCACCUGUGCGCACAUGAGGAAAACUGAGCAGUAACGUAUGGCGAUAUAAUAAUGCAAACCACAAAAAAAAAAAAAAAUCUGCAGUACCUUGAGUGUCCACUUGGGGCUUGCUCCAAAAGUCAGUGAGUUUCUAUUAAGUCCUGUAUAAUCAUGCACAAUUAUACAGCUACAUUGAACAUGAUUGGAGCGCGGUAUUAAAAUAAUUUUGGGUGUGUAGAUUGCGUGUUUAUUUAAUACAUAGUCUGGAGGUCAUAUACAUUUUUAAAUACAUUGCUUAACAUAGUAUUAGGGUGUCAAAGGUACAUGGACUGUUCCUGUAAAAUAACAAAAACUACGACUUUUACAACAGAAGUAACACACACAGGUGAGACAGGUCCAGGAUGAGGCUGGGCGAUAUGGCCUCAAAUCAGUAUCACGAUAUACUGAGCAGUUCACCUUGAUAACGACAAAUGGACGAUAAUUACUCAACAAGCAGCUCACACCCUCCCACAUUAACUUCGUCUACUUCAGCCGCCACAACUUUUGAUACAACUUUUUUGAUACCAAAAAUAUUGAUAUGGGCAAAAUGAUUUUGGUUAUUGUCAUUAAUUUCGGUAUCUGUAAAUUUUCGGUCUAUCGCCAAGCCCUACUUGGAGGAUCUGACAGAUGCUCUGAGGAUUUCUCCCCAGUACCCAAAGAAAGUCAGGGCUACCACUGGCCCUAGACUUUUCAAGGGUCUGCCUCCCUAGACCAUCACCGACCCACCACUAAACCACUGAUUUAUGUCUUGUCUUUCUUAUUCUCCUGGUGGUCCUUUUACAUCCCUGCUGAGCCUUCUCUCAGAACUCCAGGACUAUGUAAAGAUAUAGAUUCACUUGUGAUGAGAGAGAUGUCUGAAAAAAUGUUCAUCCCAAAGGCUUUCUGCUUGUGAGUGGAGAUUAUUCAUGGAUUGAUUGAGCCGUGACAUCACUCGGCGUGUGUGUGUUGGAUCCAAACUGAGUCAUCAAACUCCAUCUGGACUCUCAAAGGUUUGCGACAUGCUCUAAAGAGAGCGGCGCUGCUUUGUUUCAAUCACUGAUGGGUAAUUCGUUUGGUAGGUUUUUCUUUAAUGAAUCGGUUUAGUUUUUUUUUUAAGCUCCUGCGUCCUCUUUCACUCUCAUCCUUUACUCAACAGAAAGACUUUGACCCUCGGUCCACACUACAUGUGUAGCAUCCUCCUGUUUCCGUGCCUUUUCUGUUUAGUGCUGACAUGCUGGUGCCCAUGCUUGCACCUUAAACUAAGCAGAAAAUGUGUCGACUCGGCUCCUUUCGCUGAAGCCUUGGCUCUGUGGAAUAUCUGGUCCCUGGUGUAAUCCCUGGUCGCUCUUGUCCUUAUGAGAAUGACCCUGAAGUUCAUCCUGGCUGUUACUCAUCGCAGCUACACACACACAUGCUGCUCUCACACCCUCACAGCAUCACAUCCACGCUCCAAGGUCUCCUCAUCAGCAAGGACAGACCGCGCAGCUGUUUUCCAUUCAUGUAGAGCUCGGACGGGUAAUGGCCCACUAUCUGUGAUGAUGUACAAUACACAAGAUAAGCUCGAUGUGCUGUCCUAUCUAUUGAUGCAGUGUGUUGUUCAGGCACUGAGUGUCCCACGCUGAUUCACAAAGGCCGUGAUGGGUGGUGGUGGAGACAGUGAGCCUGAGCUGUCUGAUGUGAUUCUUUUCUAAUCAUAUGAUUGAAGAACGACACCACUGACUUUUUCUACCGUUCAGUCAGUUUAAAAAAGUGGAAAAUGCAGAUUUUAUCUCCUCAGUGUUUUGAUUUGUCCUUGAGGAUAUUCAAACUCAAAGCUUUGUUUUACCUCUUAGUGAUUUGUUUGACCUUGUCUUGUCUUUGAUCGGUCGGACUUCAUUUACUCUCAUCAGUGCGGCUGAUUUGUUGUCCGGUAACACUCAGGUGUUCAGUCUAACCCAAUCUCAGUAUCCAUUUAAAAGCCUAAACACUGACUCCUCAGAGACUGAACUGACGUCAGACGUGAAUGUGUGUGUGUGCGUUAGUCUGAGGGCCUGAGAUGGUAUAUAAAUGAGGAUUGGAACACACGAUCGUGACAUCACACGUUGCCUGGAAACAAGAUGUGCCAUUAAAUAAGGAAGAAAGCCUGAGUCAGGUGUGUGCUUGUGUGUCUUUCAUUAUCACGUUAGCCAUGUGUUUGACUCUGGAAGGCUUUACUGUGAAUCCUUCUAGUACAUUUACAUGAAAACAUAAGAAAAUACCUUAAAUUAAAGAUUAACUUACUGGUGGUGUUCAUGUACAUCUUUGUUUUGUUCACACCAAAAGUACCAAAAGUACUAGGAACUUUUAGUUCUGGGAACUAAAUGGUUCUUGAGGUUCAUUUACAGCGGGGCAAAAAAGUAUUUGGCAGCCACCGAUUCUGCACAGCUCUUUCACAGCUCUUUAUUCGAGUUUUUUGGACUAACGAUCAAACGAAGUGUCACAAAUCUUAUUGACAGCAGGUAAACUGUAUUAAUGAUUAACUACCAGGUUACAGGAACAGUAGCUCUCAUACUAGUACCACCCGUUGAUGCCUCUGUCUGACCCUCUCUGUGCUCAGCUGGUGUCUGUGCGUUAAUUGAACUCCGGUUGAUGAUGUUGAAAAGGUUUUCUGAGAAAAUAGUUUGGUGCAUAUGGAAAAACCUAGUCACGGGAUGAUCAACAAUCCCUUCUCCUGUUUACUCUGUGUGUGUUUGUGCAAACAUUUAUUGAUGUAAAUGAGAUUUUCAUCGGGGCCUGCCUCCUAAAGUACCUGGGCCAUUGGAAAGGACUACCCCCCUGAGCAGAGGCUUUUCUUUCACCUUAAAAACUAAAUUGAGAUCCUAGUUCUUGCAGCUGAAUCCCAAAGAGUUCUUGAAAAGGUCCUUAUCACCUAUCACUCAUUGUGCUUAACUCUAAUUUUCUGUAAAUUCAGAGUUCACACUUUUUCUACUUUUACAGCUUAAAUACCAAACAAGAUGAGAAGCAGUUUAUUUUGCUGAAUAAUGAAUAAUGGUGUUUUCCUCUCGGUUUUAGGUGUGGGCGCUGGGCGCUUGCCAGACUGGGUGAGGUGAGAACCGAAAGUGAAACCCGCUGAGAAAAAAAAAAAACACUGUCUGGGACCGCUUGGGAGGACCUCUGUGCAGGUGAGGACUGAUGGAGAGACUUUUUAAUGAUUCUUAUGAGAGUUAGAAAUGUGAAUAAAAAGUAUUGACUGUUACAGAGUCGCUUACUACCGCAGCUCACCUGGAUAAUCCAGCAGGUGUGCUUGCCUUGGAUAUCUUGUCAUAUGCUUUGCAUACUUUUUUACUAUUUCCACAAUCAAGAGCAAACCAACACCAACAUAAAAUCAUAAACUCUUCAAUGUAACCAACGAAAGACAAUUUGCAUUUAAUGUUUUAGUGUUAUGCUUUUAAAACUAUUCUUCCUGUGGAUGAUAUGCAAAGAUAGUACGUGCUACUAUUACUCAAAGACAGAUAUCAAUUUGACCUUUACGUAAGUGACUGUGAAAUUUACCCCUCUAACAAUGUCUCUGACUAGAUGUUUGCUGUUAGAUUAUCCUCCAUCUUAUCACUAAAGCAGUUAAGAAUACAAGUUUUAGUUAUUUUUAGUAAAAAAAAAAAGUAGUUAAACUUGAAUCCAGCCACAGAAACUGUGAAGAUUUGUCUUAAAUCAUAAUAUUUUUGAGUUAUGGAUCAGGCGGUUAAACAUGUCCCCUUUUAUAUGUAGUUCCAGUUUUUAUUCUUUUACAUUCAGUCCAUAAACAGUGUAAAGACCUAGUUCGCUGAAGUCAUAUCCUUUAAAUAAGCCUGCCACAAUAAAUGGAUGGUCUGGUGUAUUUUGGCUCAAGGAGAAGGUUUGAGAGGGGAAGACACACCUCCUUUAUGGAUGUGAACUUCUUACUGUACUCCAGGUCAAAUAUUUGACUGUGUAACCGGUUCUUACCCAGACCCGGGCCUGCUUUCAUUAUCUCUGUGGCCCUGGAGUGAUCAAAGAAGAGAGGACGGCAUGUGAUUGAAAUGAGAAGUAAGAGUGAAAGAGAGUUGGAGGGGAUAUUCCUGCUUAAACAAAUUUUAUUGAAAUGAGUGGAGGACAAAGAUUUGAAAACGCAGAUAUGAUUCAUGGCUGUGAAGGACUUUUGCAGACUGUAUGUUAUUAAUAAAACACGCUCCUCUUACUCCAAGGUUCACACGGCCGUCGGCAGGGUGGAGCUUCCUGACCCAUGGAGAAUUAUUUCCAGGCCGAGGCCUUCAACCUGGACAAGGUGCUGGAUGAGUUUGAGCAGAACGAAGGUGAGUUAGAGACAAGACGGACAAACAGUGAGUCACCGUGUUUGAGAAAAGACAGAUGGGACAAGGUGCAGCGGUGGGAUUUGAGUUUCGGGAUUUAUGGUUUAGCACGCCGUUAUGUAACCUAUGAGUAAAUCAUCAAGGUGUGCAGCCUACACCCAGUGAGUCUGGGUAACAUUUACAGGUGCUGAUUGAGGUUGUGCAGAGAGGGAAUAGCACUAAUUGGAUUAUCAAUUUCCCUUAGGCUUGUGUGAAACUGUGGAAUCAGUGCAAGACGAGGCGCUUUCCACCAUUUCUCUCAACACUCAAAUCCAGCGCAGCGAUUGUUCCAGGGCCUUUUUGAAUCAGAGGUCCCUCUCUGUGUUUAUUUAUGGCGAUUUGUUAAGUAAACACUGCAUUACUGAGCGGUGUGUCUGCACACUCCCAGCUGUCAGGAACAAACAAUCUGCCUUUUUCAGUGGAUUUAUGGCAGACGACCCCAGUCCUCCACACUCAGCAUCUUUAAAUGGUACUGUGAGCUCAGUGUGUGUUUUGGCUGGGAGUGAUUAUCUGUGUGUCCUGUGCCAGAGAUCCAGCUUGGGAGAUUAACUCUGUGUAUGUGUGUGUGUGUUUGAGUGAGUGAAUAUGUGUGUGUCUUUUGAACAUAGUACAGCACACAUACAAAAAGAGCUUAGCAUGAAUUCCUUUGGAGGGAGGAGAGCGCUGUGCAGUCGCUGACACGGCUGUGCCAGGCAGUCGCUUGAAUAAAUGUAAGGAAAGUUUCUGCUCAUUUUACGCUGCAUUCAUGUGUCAGCCUGACUGAUGGCUCCCUGUGUGGCUGAGCCGUUUGGCCCACUUUCUCUGAAUUUCCCAGUCCAUCCACACGCUAAUUUCCCACUCCAUGCCAACCUCAUUUCUCAAUUUGUCCCCCGGUUUUGUUACAGCCGUUUUUAGCUUUUUUGAUCACCUGGGAGUGUGUAUGGCUGGAUUAGUUCUCUGUAGCAGAUCAUUUGAGGCUUCCUGUCACGCUGUUUUGGGUUCAUGAUCUCUUAGCUUUUACAAACUUCUUCCUUUUUUUUUUAGUUUCUGUUAUGCUGUAGUCAAGCUGAUCCAAACGAAAAAACAACCCCUUAAAGCAACAGCAAUCUUUGAACAAACUCAGAGGGGCUAUGAUGUCUUCUGUCUGUCCCAUAUCUGUCUUUUUAAUCAGUCUGUGGUCUCAAUCAAUGUGUCCUAGCAGGACAAUAUUAGGUUGUGAGGGAUGACAACAUGUCCACAGUUUGCAAACCCAGAGACGGUCACAUCUGCGCUUUCUGUUGUCAUCUGUUGCAGUUUUAUGCUCUCUGUAAUUGGUAUUAAUUAGGGGUAUCCUGAAUAUGAUAUUGAUAUCAGAUAUUAGUCCAAUAUCAGCAAAAAUUCAAAUAUCAGAUUAUUUAGGCCUGCAUCUAAAAUCUCUGAUAUCAGCACUCCGAUACAGGCAGUCCAGUCCAGACUCCACUCCAGCACCUCUAUCUAGCAGCACCCAGAUCCAGCAUGUAGACCCCACGUGAUCACAACAACAUUAUGUACUAAUGUACUAACAAAGUGGCGAGGAGUAGGAGUGAUGUCGGCCCUGUGGCAGUAUUUUUCGUUAAAGUCCGAAAAAGACGUUGCAGCUGAGUGCAAAACUUGUCAUGCAAAAGUUUGUGAAAAUAUCGGAUCAAUGUCGGUAUCGGUCAACAUUAAAGGCUACAAUAUCGGUAUCGUAUUGGAGGUAAAAAAAGUUGUAUUGGGACACCUCUAGUAUUAAACGACAGACUGAAGGCUCUAAUAUAGACUGUAAUUAAAUCCCACACAAUGCACUGCAAAGAUGGUAAACACAAAGAGCAUUUCCACUUAAAGUUCCACUUACAUUUAUGAAAUAGACUGACAUCCAUACUGAUGCCUUCGGAAAAGUAAACAAGACCAUCAACAACAAGACUGAGAAUUUUUAAUGUCUGAAUCAAAACUUAAAGCUCCUGUGAGGAACUUUCGGUUUGGCGCCCCCCUGUGGACAAAUCAGUCUGUUUGUUUUAACUAAUGUGAGCUCAGGUAGAGUUUUCUGACUUCUUAGGAUCAAGUGAAGUCGUAUCUUUACAUUAAUUUGUUUUUCUCUCCUUUUUCUCCAUCAGAUGAGUCAGACAAUCCAAUUCUCUCCGAUGCCAAGUGGACCCAGAUUCUGGCCCCACCAGCUCACCUACUUUCUCUGAACCCCGCCCUGGCCCACGCAGACCUCAGCCCCCGGGAGAGUCCUCUGCCCUUUAAGAACCUCCCAGACUCUUCCUCCACCGCCUCCCCGGGGGCUGACCCUAAAAGACACCCUGGCCCGGAACCUCCGUCCUGGGCAGAGGAGAGGCCGGCAGACGUCCACAGCCCGCCUCUUCCCCAGCCCAAUAUCGGCAAACUGGUGGGCACAGACGACCUCUCGCCGCCCCCUGUGACAGCCUGUAGUGCUGUGGAGAACGGCUGUCCUGCCAGCCCUGUGAGUCCACAACUGGAUGGACUCGGACAGGAGAUAAAUCCUCCUUCGGACAACAAGCCUGGUGCUUCUGAGCAGGAGAGUAAAGCUCAUCAGGAAGAGAGAGCCGCCCCUGUAGGAGGAGGCUCUGAUGUCACUCACACUCACUUUACCUUCGAGGUCGCACCAGGACAGGAAGAAAGUUUGUCCCAGAAAAUUCGGCCAAAUGUAGAAGCAACAAUACAGAAUGGGGAAGAUGCCAAAAAGGAGGUUUUUACAGCUGUUUUACAGGAAAGCAGCCAAGAAAAAACUGAAAAUGUAAAGGAGGAGCAGAGAGAUGGUCUCUUAGAGAAAGAUAGAGGUAUUCAGACUGCCUGUGAGGCGGAGAGGAAUGGAGUAUCUCCUCCUGACGGAGCUGGAGUGGAGAAAAAGGAGCAGAGAUGUGGUCAAGAAGGACAGAAAGACCAGCUCCUCAGAAUACCCAGCCUUCCCAAUGGUUUGGAGCCAGGGAGCAGUGGACAUUCAAAGCAUAAAGAGACAGAGGAUAAGGAGGAGGAGGAGGAUGAAGGUUUUUCUCCCUCCCCUGUCCCCUCUAAAGAGGACUCUGUCACCGAGGAGAAGGAAAUGGAGGAAAGCAAGCAAGAGAACGGAGAAGGAGGAGCAGCAGCAGCAGGGUCCGGUAGCAUCCAACCAAAACUCAACAACAAUCGUCUGCAGCCGGUCAGCGUCCCCUACGGAGGGGCCCGACCGAAGCAGCCGGUCAGCCUCAAACUCCAGAUCCCACAGCCACUCUCGGGCCAGGUCCAGAACCAGCUCGGCCAGACCGUCGUCAGCAAGAACAAAAACUUAGAGAACCAGUGUCGGAGAAGCACGCCGGCCGAGCUCAGUGGGACUGAUCAGAGUGCAGUCGGGGUGAACGGGGACACUGUCGUACACUCUCCGACCCUGAUUCCCUCAGAGAGCCCGGACAACGACCUCCAGGCAGGUCAGCAGGGCGCUCUGUGCAGGAAACCCGCCAGCUCUCUGGGAGAGGUCGCCCCUGUGUGGGUGCCUGACUCCCAGGCUCCUGUGUGUAUGAAAUGUGAUGUCAAGUUCACCUUCACCAAGAGGAGGCAUCACUGCAGGGCCUGUGGAAAGGUCAGUGGAGGGCUUGGGCUGCUUUGAAGCACAGAUCUGUACUCCUAAAAACUAUAAUUUUAUCUCAGUGCUCGACAUUUCUGGGCUAAUUCUGCUGCUCUGUGCACUGGUGGUGUAUUAACAGAGAUAAACAAGAAGAAAAACAGCCUGAGAAAUAUAUCACGACUUUUUAAAAACCAUAUCAGAGUAAUACUUUAUCAGCUUCUUAAAAGACAGUAAAAUAAACAAAGUGCUUUGAAAGAUAAACUCCUGUCUUUGUAGAUAAAUGCAGCGAUUGUGCAGGUAGCUCUCUAGCGUUACAGCCACCCACACAUGCAGCAGCAGCAGCAGCAGGGCGUCUGCUGCACAGCGCUCUAAAAGUGAAGAUGCGGUCGCUGACACUGCACUGGAAAAAAAAUCGCCGGACUGCUACUUAAUUUCCCAUGGUGGUAAACAAACACAGCCUCUGCCACUCGAGCAGGGAGGAGCUGGCGCUGCAGUUCUACUGACACCAGCACCGCCAACAAUAGACGCAGCAGCGGGGUCCUCAGUGCAUCCACCUGCACCACACUGGCAGAUACACAAACCAGUAUCAGCUGGUGCUGUGAGGCGAUCCUCCACCCCUUUGACUAACAGUCUACUAAAUACAUGUUACUACUGGAUAAUGAUGUGUAGGGAGGUGCUAUAGUAGUUGUACACAGCUGCAGCUCGUUGGAGCUCUGGCAGCGAACAGAAAAUCAAUAUCCAUAAAAUGUAACGUUUGCUGCUGAGAGCUUACUACCAGCUAUUUUCAAUUCCUCAGCCUUAAAGCUGAGCAGUUAAAGUAAAAAUCAUUCAGAGGAGUGUUUUUCAUCCAGUGUGAUCACGGUUUGUUGGAAAGAGGUACAAACAGCUUGUUUUUUUUCUUUGAAGGUGUUCUGCGCAGCGUGCUGCAGCCUGAAGUGCAGGCUGGUGUACAUGGACAGGAAGGAGGCUCGAGUUUGUGUCACCUGUCAUUCUGCGCUUACAAGCGGUGAGCACCAGUCCAAGCCAAGAGGUAGAUUUUCCACACGCAUUCCCUUCGAUUUUCAUUUUAUUAGAAUAGUUUUUGCAUGUUUUGUGUCAUUUAAAGUGGCAGACAGUAAAAACCCAACAACCCUCCUCUCACACAAGCACAUCAUCAACCCCUUUUAUAGUCACUUGGUCUUUAAAGAGAAUAAUAUUUCUUAUAUCAUUUUCAUUAUUGUAGUAUAUAUGUGGUAAAUGAUAUUUGAUGUUUUGCUAGGGCUGGGCGAUAAACCGAAAAUCUACGACAAUAACCAUCAGUCAUUUUGCCCAUAUCGGUAUAUUCUGUGUCAAAAAAAUAGUAAUUGGUCUCGUGUCUGCCCAUCCAAUCUGUUACAAAGAGGGAAAGACAGGUGAGGAGAUGGAGGACGGUUCAAACGUUGUAGCAGCUGGAGCGGUGGCUGAAGUAGAAUGAAGUUAAUGUGGGAGGGGGUGAGCAGCUUGUGGAGUAGUUAUCGUCCAUUUAUCGUUAUCGAGGUGAACUGCUCAAUAUAUCGUGAUAUUGAUUUGAGGUCAUAUCGCCCAGCCCUAUGUUAUACUGAAUAUUUGCUGUCUUUUCCACACAGUAUGCAUUACACCACAGUUUUAUAUGAUCCUGCUUGACUAUCAGCUCUGAUUAUGAGUAUGUAGAUGAGCCUGCUGGCGCACUCGUUCACUGAAACAGAGCCAAUCAGCAGCAAAACAAACAACAUCUUCGUUUAUAGAUCCUAAUAAGGCAAAAUUUUAACUACGUUUAGAGCACACUUGUAAAACUAUCAGUCUAACAGAGUAUUAGGGAGAUGUUAAAGGAAAAAAAACACUUUAAGUUAACACAAUGAGAAUAAAGUCCUUUUAGUCAGAGGAGCAGCCUGCUGCCGAUGCUAAUAUGAAGAACAUGGUGCAUCUUCUGAUGCAGUACUUUUCUAUAGAUGUCAUGAAUAACUGAAUAUCUUACCUUUUAGCACAUCUGCACCACAUCCUCAUAAGAAUAGACUGUGUGAGACAGAAAGGCAGACCAAUGAGCAGCCUGUGCCGAUUCUAGCCUGUAACUCCACACUAUAACUAAACACGACAAUCCACGUUCUUCACUUUCAUACUGUCAGCCGGCUGCUCUUCUGGUAUCCCUCUCUAUGAAUUCACAUAUAGAUGAAUUAUAACCUGCUAUUUUUACUUUUUUUUAUCUAAGAUACAUCCUCAGCCUCCUUAAACUACAACUUUACAACUUUAUUUUUGUAAAUUUACACCUUUAUAAUCAAAAUUUUAAAAAAACUUGACGUGACCUCUGUCAUGAGUGCAAAACUUUUUAGAAAAAUUAUAGACUUACAAAAUAAACUUCUCUCUCUCUGUUAGAAUUGUUGUUACUUUAUGUUGUUACUUCAUGUUGUUCAUGUAGUAUUUUUGUACAUUUUAUUUGUGAUGUUUUCUGUUCUUCAGCUCCAUCAUGGGAGACACAGACCACUACGAGCAACCAAAGUCCAAACCCCAACAACCCAGCAGAGUACUGCUCCACCAUCCCCCCUCUGCAGCAGGCUCAGGCCUCCGGGGUGCUCAGCUCUCCUCCUCCUACUGUCAUGGUGCCUGUGGGAGUCCUGAAACAGCCUGGCAACGAGGGUACGACCUUUACCGAGAAUGAAAGAUGCUCUUAGCGCUUCCUUUUCACAUUGAGAACAUGAGCUGAAGUCACUUUAAUUUUAACGCUUUUGUGGUGUGACAAAUAUACGUUUUGCCGGUCUUUCUCUUUAAGGGUCCCUCACCCGGGAGCAGAGGAGGGUUUGGUUUGCUGAUGGUCUCCUGCCUAACGGCGACACGACAGAAUCACCCAGACCUCCAGCUUCAAACCCAGCUCCUUCCCAGUCAUUGGCCAUCUCCACGUUUUCAAACAAAUCCUCCACUUCUGAAUCCUCAGAGGUACGCUCGGAAUGAAAACACUCACCCACAGCUCAUACUACUGGGUUAGCUUGAACGGUCGUGUUAGCCUCUCCGCAGUGAGGUGAAGGAAACCACAAAGAGAUCUUUCUGUGAGGUUGUUGGCGGUUAGCUGGCUGGGUCACCGACCAGGCCGCGGAGAGAGUUCAAAGGAAAGCCUCUGUGUUUGAUUAAUCAGGAUUAUAAAUUCCAGUAGACGGAGAUGCUUAAAGGAAAGCCUGCUAAAGUUUCCCCCACAACAUCUAACAGAGCAGCAAAUUGAAUCUUGCUCCCGUAGUCGUGAUGUGCACUCAUUGGUCUGAAUGAUUCAUGGGCUGUUGAGCAGACUGAUUGUUGGAGCAUCGAAGUAGCUGGUAUGGCGGCGCUGUGCAGACAUAACGUGUUAAAAAUCACAUGCUCACAUGAUACCAUGACAGCCACAGCGGCAUUAACUCACAGAUGCAUGAACAAGAACUGACGUCCAGAGGUUCAGAUGUGCCUGAACUAGAAGUGCUCUCGAGGAUGUGGUCAUGUUUCAGAGACAGUGAUUGGGUUUCCACUUUAAGCGCUUCAUAAAUCUGAGUAUGGAUCCUGAUCUGCUCUUAUUGCUUGUUUGCCAAAUGCAGUCCACAAUUGGAGGGGCUCUACCUUGACCCGAGCCACAGUCUUUCAAAACUUUCCUUGAAUUUCAGUCCUCUACUUACUUUUCUUUUUAAAUCACAGUGAAAAAAAAAUUAGAAUGUCACAUGGCAGAGUUAAACAACAGAAAAUGGACCCAAAUGAAGACAAAAAAGGAUUUAUUUAGAAAGAACUAAAUAAAAAGCAACAAAUACUUUCUUUAAAAAUAUCCAACCAAAAAAAUCUAACUAAAGACAUGGGGAAAAAAUCACAAGGAGCAACUGGGGACACAAGCAUACGCACACAUCAACAUACAAAAUGAACCAACAAAGACAAAGGGGAAGACAGGGACUAUAAACACACACUGGGAAACGAGCAACAGGUGAGGCAGAUGAGACACAGGUGAAACUCAUGGGUGAUUAACAAAGAGGGCAGACUAGAAACACAAGGAAUAAAUUAAUACAAAAUAAAAUAGGAAAUGCUGGAAACAGAUCUAAAGAAUAAAACACAGAGAGCAGGAUGGAAACAGGGUCAAACACAAACUGAAAACUCACAAGACAAGACUACAGGGGGACAGGAACAUAAGGGGAAAUGCACUCAUAUGACAAAACCAGGGAUACACUAAAUUACCAGAACGCUUCAUGACCCAAAAGGCACAAAAACCACAACUUCCUUUUGUGAAGGGGAACUGUCACAGUAAUUUAUUUUUGGGUAUAAAGGGGACAGAACGAGUAAAAUUAAUACACGAGUGACCUACAGCCACAUUUCCAUUAAAGUAGGGGUGCUGUGUGAUAAUUUAUGUUUUUUUAUGUAAUUGGAAGCGGUCCAAAGAUGACUAAUCAAAUCAUCACCUCUUCUUUUAACAAAACUCCGUAAAACUGAGGAGGAAGGUUUCUGGAGUUUUGGACCACAGGACAGUUUUGAGCUCAGACCGAGUCAUGUGCAUUUUUGAUCAAGCUUAUACAUCAUUUCCCAUUUGCGUGCAAUAAUGCAACAUCUAGGCUCUAAAUGAUUUCCAAACAAUCAUUCUGUUUGAUCAACUUUUUAAACAGCAUCUCAUUUCUUAAGGAUCGAAGCUGUAACAGUGCAUGUGUUUAAUAGAUUUAUAUAUAUAUAUUUACAGUAUAUAUAUAUAUUUUUUUUCAAGUUAAGUUGUGAGGAGAGUCACUUGUUUAUCUAGCGCAUCAGCCUUGCUAAUGUUGCUAAUGCGCUGUUGUUGUUGUUAAAGGAAAGUUUACAGGAUUUCACUAGAACAUCACCAGGAGCUCACAAAAGACGUGUACUUGGUUCCGCGCCAUAACCACGCCCCCGAAUUAAUAAAUAUUGAAUGUCCUAAUGUAGAUAUGGAGCUACAUGAUGCUUCUGUAGGUGUUUCAGUCAACCUCAGAUAAGAUUUCUGCUCCUCUGUAUUUUACUGGCAGGUCUCAGUUUGUUGCUUGUCUCAUAGUAUCAGUUUUUGACCAUUCUGCCAAAUUGUUGAUAAUUGCCGUAAAUAACUGCUGUCACUAUCUCCUCUCUGCCAAAAACAAACUGGCACUAGAAAGUUCUACAGACUUCAUGUGACCUGGAGCGCCAAGAUAUACUGCUUUAGAUCUACUGCUUUACUACUACAUUUCACUUAGUUAUAACUGAUCUCUAACACAACACCCUCCGACUUUCCUCUCCACCCCAGGCAGCCCACACCCCCGUCGCCCCGGUGGGCAGCCCGGUGGGCAGCUCCCUCAGCCUGAUCCCGGAGGACGGGCUCCCUCCCAUCCUCAUCUCCACCGGAGUCAAAGGAGGUACGGGAGGCCACAUCACAGGUGCUUGCCCUCAUCCUCACCAUUCUGCUGCCUCCUCAUUGCUCCGUCAGCUGCUGUGUUUGUGCUGCCUGUUUGUUUUUUUUUCACAUGCUUUUUUUUUUUAAACCAUGGCUCAUGUGUCGACCACUCAUUGCAAACAGAAAGGGGAGAAGAGGAUUUGUUCUCAGGGAUGCAGUUCAGAUGUUGAAAGCUGACUCUCUUACUUUCCUCACCUCCCCUCUGACCUGAUCCUCGCUCCCGACAUCGCCACUCCUCUCAUCCUCGUCUCUCUCCUGGCUGUUUAUCUAACUGUACCUCAACUCCUCCCUCCUCCACCUUUCUUCUCUCCUUUUUCUGCUCCACCCCAACCCUCCUGCAGAUUACGCAGUGGAGGAGAGGCCGUCGGAGAUCAUCCUCAUGCAGCAGCUGGAGGAAGGAGGUCCAGACCCUUUAGUCUUUGUGCUCAAUGCAAACCUGCUGGCUAUGGUCAAGCUCGUCAACUGUAAGUUACCAGAUUUAGAGGAUUUAUCAAAAAUUAAAAUGAGGGAUGUUUGUGGAGAUUUUGGAGGGUCAAACACUGACCUUAGAUUGUGGAAAAAUGUUGAAUUCACAGUAAAAGGUGGAUUAAAACCCUUAUCAGGUAUAAAGUAAGUCACAUUUUGCGCUUUUUCUCCAACCUGGUGACAGUUUCCAUCCUAAGGCAAGCUUGCAGUGCAAUGUUUCUGGAUUUAAUAGUGUAGUUUUUUGUAGAUUUCUGCUUCCUGUUGUGCGAUCUUAAAAAGUGCACAAGGAAAAUGACAAGAAAUUGAAUUGGCACCAUUCCCCGGUGGCUCACACGUUGUUUGCGAAGUGUUUUAUCACGUAGUUGGCAGGGAUGAAGAUUGUGAGUGACAGCUUUGUCUGGUUGUUAUUGUAUUUGUUGUUGUUUUUUUUUCUUUUUUUCAUUCAGCCUUUUUAAGCCUCACAAAGAAACAAAUCUUUGAAACAUUUGUGCGAGGAGAAAUUUCCCACCUAAAUGAGUUUGUUCACAGUGUUUUUGUGCUUUGUUUUUGUCAUUUUAUGAGUUCGUCCAAACAAGAUGAGACACAAGCGUCAAUUGUUUGAGUCCCUUAACUUUACAAGAGGAGUAGAUACUCAUCUAAUGUCGAAACUUUAUGGCAUUUGCAUAAAACUGACAGUUGUAGACGAGUAAAAUGUUAAAUUAUGAAGAUUAUGGCUCAAAAUAAAAACGUCAGUAAAACCAGAAAAGUCCUAAAAUGUUCAUGCAGAUCAUUUAGAUCCUUCAUUUGAGCAAAAAUACUGCAAAGACGACAAAUAAAAUUGCUCCUUUUUAUUUUAAUCAACUUUUUUUUCUCUCCUUUCUCCCCGUAGAUGUAAACAGGAAGUGCUGGUACGUGACAACCAAGGGCAUGCACGCCGUCGGCCAGGCAGAAGUGGUCAUCCUGCUGCAGUGUCUACCUGACGAGAAGACCAUCCCCAAAGACAUCUUUACACAUUUUGUGCAGCUCUACCAGGAGGCCCUCAGUGGUAAGAGCGCAACCAACAGCUCCACCAGGAGGCCCACUUCAAAACUAGUCCAUCUCCACUCUGGGCUCCUCUGGGGGGGACAUUGCAGCUCAUUAGUAGUCCUGUCUCAGGGUUCCCAGGCGAGUCUGCCUGUCUCGGUCAGGUCCUGCCCGGUUAAAAAUGAAUUUAGAGUCAUGUAGUACAAGAGCAAAGUGUCCAGGUUCUACUUUUAGCUCUUGGUAAUGCUAUUACUCGAAACUGGGUUACUGUUCGCUGCUCGUAAGGUGCAUCUGGAAAAUGGUCCAAACAUUAGCGUCCUGCUGUCAAGUCUCCUCCCUGCAGGCGUGUCACCUCAGCGCUGCUUGUCUUGCAUAUUUAACUCCAUAUGCUGCAGAGCGAAAUCGGCUAAUAUCGGGUGACUUUGACGGCGUGCUCCCUGCAGGCUGUUUCCUCUUUCAUAUUCACACAGGAGCACUUUCAGGCUGGUGGAAUGGAGCCAUAUUGUGCGAGUCAUUUCUGAUUAACGUGCCGUCAGUCAGGCCCGGAGAAGAAGUGCUAGCUUUAGCAAGUUCGAGGCGUACAGCUUUGUCAUAAUGUUACACGGCAACUAAAGCCAGCGAUCCCUUCGCACAGAGAUUGGGUCAUAUGAACCCUUUUUAGGUAAUCUAAGAGUGAUUUCAUCCUGAGACGCUGAGGCUACUUAUCCAGAAAAAAAUAAUCCCUGGAAUAGUCUACUGGAGAAUCUGGUUUCGCUCCACAUUUUCUCCCUGCUUGUUCUCAUUUUCAUCCUCUUCCCUUUCUUCUGUUUCAUCCUCUUCAUCUAUUUUCUGUCCUUGUUACGCCAUUCUCUUCUUUUUAUAACUUUCCUUCCUCUGUCUCCUAUUAUAUUACCCCCAUUCUCUCCUCCUACCCUGCUGUGCCAUCCCCUCUCCUAAUUCCCUUUCCUUCUGCCUCCUCAUAUUCUCUAUCACUACCCUCUCCUCUCUUUUCCCCCCUACAGGCAACGUCCUGAGCCACCUGAGUCACUCGUUCUUCACGCAGAGCUUCCUGGGCAGCAAGGAGCACGGCGGCUUCCUGUACAUCAGCCCCUCCUUCCAGUCGCUGCAGGACCUGCUGCUGCCCAACCCGCCCUACCUCUUCGGCAUCCUGAUACAGAAGUGGGAAACGCCCUGGGCCAAAGUCUUCCCCAUCCGCCUCAUGCUGCGGCUGGGAGCAGAGUACAGAUGUGAGUCCAGACUAAAAGGGUCUGUACUGCUGUCUACUCAGCUGUGCAUUGUUGCCCUGACUUGUGUGUUUCAUUCUGCAUCAAUCACUUAAUCAGAUAUUGUCACCUAAUUGUCUUGCAGUUGAUUAAUUAUUGAAGAAUUCUUUUACAAAAUCAGGGUUUUUGCAGAGUCAAGGUUAAAAAAAUGUGUCUGUUUGCACGCACACAUGAAGCUCCAUAGCUUUUCUGCAGCUUUGAGAUAUGAUCAAGGAGUCGUCGUGAAAAAUAGCUCCUCAAAUCAACAUUUAUUUUUUUUAUUCUGGGCAUUUUUCCUUAAAUUUACCACUCUACUUGAGUUUAUUUAUUUUAUUUUUGGCAUUCUGCACGCCAGGAAAAGAGUGAGGAAACCAAUCUGAGUGUUCGACGCCAGCUUUCUGUGCUUUUAAGUUGUUUAUAGUCGUAAUCAAACACACCGAGACAGCACAGUGAAAAUAGUCUGCAGCUCAAUUAAAUCUUCUUGCAUGUGCUUCCAAAAAAAAAGUGGAACUUUUUUGAGGUUGGUAAAAUCUAAUUGUAGCGGCCCUCAGCACAUUACACAGCGGUAGAGUUCGACUGGUGUUCAAAUCAUCUUUAUUAAGAGACACCGUGAAACUGGGAAAAGCAUAUAAACAUUACAAUCCUCAUAAAUCCAAAAUUUUAAAUUCAUUUAUAACAAAUGCAAAAGUUAAAAUAUGAUCAAUAGGAUAUUACAUAACAAAUCAAUCACCUCACUUCGCCUGCCAAGGGUGCAAACUCAACAGGUACCUUUUCAUUUUGUCUCUGUUGACCAAAAAUUAUGUAAACAAUGAAACGAUAGUGAACAUAAAUAUGUACAAUUACAAACAUUUAUUGGUACAUACCAAAAAUCGAGCUCCUGCUUUCAAUCAAACUGAGAAGUUGGUUUCUGACUCACCGUUUGUACAAUUUCCGGGGAUGCGCGGCCGACCCAGGAACAUGAAUGUAAACCCGACAAAAAAGAAGGGCUGGAGGCCACUUACACAAAUGUUAAAGGUGGGGUAGGCAGGAUCUGAGGAAGUGCCAGUUUAUCGGAGAAAUCUUGAAUGUAAACACUACCCUUCCCAACUAGUUUUCCCCUCAGCUCCUCCUCUCCCCUCCCUCUCUGCUCCAGAAAGCCCCGCCCACAAACAGACACUCCUGCUCACUCGUAUCGUUCCUAUUAAAUUCAGAUAUAAUGCAGAUACAUACUUAAGAUAAUUUCAAAUGGGGCCCAGUCAACGUGAAAGUAAAAAGCAUUGGUGCUACUGUAGAUGCCAACAGACUAUCAGCAAACACAAUGUUUGCAGGACUUCUACAACUAGGAGAAAGUGACAUAGUUCAGGACCCGAGGUAAAUGGUUUAGCGGCGCUACAACACGCAGCAGGUCCCGUUUGACAGGAAACACUUCUGUUACACUUGGCAUACUUUGUUAAAACGGUUUACCUGUCCAGCAGAACAGUUACACGGUCUGUGAGAUCCCGAAGCAUCCCCCAUCAUUGUUGACCCGGCUUCUUAGCUCUUGUCCGGUCUACCUCCUUUUUAAGCUAAUAGCUAUUGACUGAUAUUAAAAGCUUUUAUACACCACAAAAAACAGAUGCUUCUUAAACGGACUCCUGCCCACCCCACCUUUAAUGCACAGUCACAAACAGUCAACAUUCGAUAGACCAAAACAUGCUUCUACGGUGGUGAAGUGGGGAUGGGACUAAUACCUGCAGAGCAAGUAUAAAGUGUUUCAAAGGAGCCAGCUGUAGAUUAUGGAGUAAUCUUAAAGAUGAAGCAAUAAGCUGCGUUUGUGAGGUAUGGCAGUUAGUAAAGAUAGACGUGUGAAAAACAAGAUCCAUCUAAGCUAAAAAAGAGGAGAGUGUGAGCUUCAUCUCUCAAUUUAAGGGAAAAUAUACAGACCGAUGUUGAUCUGGGAAGCUUAGCAUGUCAGCUGUCAGGAAAGGGUUGUGAACCUGCUCUUAUAUGUGCCUCCACAUGAAGCAAGCAGUCUUGUGAGGGGUUUUAUCGGAGGGAGCCUCGUCUCCUCCAAAUCCCCCCUCUCUCUCUCUCUCUCUCAGCCAGAUCUGCCAGCACAGAGCACCGCCUGGCUCUGCUAAGCCUCUCGCCUGCUUCCAGUCAGCCCGGAUAGAAUACAUUAACAAAGCCACAUACAGUCGAGGCUCUUAAAAACACAGAUUGUUAGCGUUGCUGAGAAAUUAAUCCACCGCACAAACAGCGUAGCUCUCUACGCUCUCACCUGGUACCUUAAGCAGUGACCAGCAGGAGGUCGGGUCACUUAUUCACGCAGGAUUCUCAUCCGAACUGCAGAUUGUUUUUUUUAUUGCUAAUGAGAAUUUUGCGAAGAGAUCUAAUUUCCAGCUGUUUGCUGAGAUAAGGCUAAAAAUAGUCGUCUAAGAAGCUUUGGAUGCCGGAGAAAAAAAAAGCAGCCUCAUUUUUCACUUGUGGAUUAGGAGCGCUCCUUCUAACUGCAGGCGCACUUUGUAUUUGAUCUGUGCGUGAGGUCUCUCUCGCUCGGUUCAUUUGCAUUUGUGAGUGAGGAGGAUCAAAAACACGGGAAACACAAGUUGUGCUGUUAAUAAAAUGUCUGAAAACACCUCACUGAAAAAACAAGAAUCUCUCAUAACUGAGGAAAUCAAAUUAAACACACAAGGUGAGGAAAUACAGCAGCACAAAAGACUUAAAAAUAAAGGUAAACAAGAUUAUUACAAACUAAAUAAAACACACAGACGCAUCUCAUGAAGAAAUAACUGGAGGAGCUGAUAUUUCUAUAACCACUGUAUCUAACUGAUUUGUCUUGCAGUUUAUCCGUGUCCGCUGUUCAGCGUGCGCUUCAGGAAGCCCCUCUUUGGAGAGACCGGUCACACCAUCAUGAAUCUGCUUGCAGUAAGUUACAUACUCUUAUAUUUUUCUCUAAAAGUCUAGAUUAGAUCUCAGUUUUGUACUCUUAAUUUUGCUGUAUGACUUUAUUUAUUUGACUUCAAUCUCACCAAAGUCUUUUACUAUCUUCAUCCGUCCUUUUCGCAGGACUUCCGUAACUAUCAGUACACUCUACCUGUAGUGAAAGGUUUGGUUGUGGACAUGGAGGUGAGGAAGACGAGCAUCAAGAUCCCCAGCAACCGCUAUAACGAGGUGAGUGAAAUAGGGUCAGAUAUCGUCAAUCAAAACAUUUUACCCAGUGGGACCUGAAUGUAGUCUGGAUGUUAAAGUUACUCAACAAAAGCUUGUUUCUUUUUCUUUUAAAUAAAUGAGAGGAAACAUAGCUGUACUUAAACAUCUGCACAGGAAAGAAGGUUAAAAGGUGCCAUCAGUACUGGCAAAUGAAGGGUUAAUGCUCAGCUGGAGCAAAACAUACUCAAGUAAAUCUUAAACUGACAAAUAGUAUUUUACAGCGUGUGGGAAUUUCAGCAGAACCUCAAAAUCUACAUUUCUGUUAAAUCCUUUGACUAAGGCUAUGUUCACACUGCAGGUCAAUUCCGAUUAACCAUUUGUGACACAUAUCUGAUUUUUUCAUGUAAGUGUGAACAGUGCAAUUCUGAUUUUUUCAAAUCCGACCCAGGCCUCUUUUGGAUGUGGAUAUAAAUCGGAUAUGUAUCCGAUGUGACUGCAGUGUGGACGCUCAGGUCACGUUCAUCCGACCUUUACGUCAUCAAUAUGCAACAAAUGUCACCAUUGUUUGACAACACAAACAGGCGCGGAAGGCAAUGCCAGACAUGGGAGCAGAGAACAGGCAGUUGUGCGCAUGCAAGUCACUUCACGGGCCCAUUCUGUUCACAUUAGAUGCUGCAGAUGUUGUUGUAACGUGAAUGACCGCACAAAAAGAUCGGAUUUAACAAAAAAUCCGAAUUGUGCAUCAAAACCUGCAGUAUGAACGUAGCCUAAAUGUGAAGUGUCGCAUCAGCUUUCGCUAUCAGCAGCACAGAAAUAAGGCAAGCUGGCAGCCAUGCAUGAAAUAUUGUGCCCAGGUGUGUUUUUUUUUCAGACUGUCGUGCUUUAAUUGAGAGGACAGGACAGAAAGUAAAGGAUGAUCGGCAACAAGAAGUUGAAGUUGAGAAGAAGUUGAGAAGAGUUGAAGUUGAGUUUCUGUACAUGGGGUGCAUGAUGCUAAACUAGAAUUCAGCGUUUGUUUACUUGUCCUCCUCACUGAUCAAGUUUCUCAUAAAACGUGAGGGAAAUUUCCACCACCAAUCAGAAACUGCAGCCUUAUUUACACUGACGCUUCAAUAAAAUACUCCCAUCAGUUCCAGCUCUAAGGAUUUCCUUUUUGUAAUGUUCGUCUUUUAUACUAAAUUACAAAUCUUUUGGCUUUACACCAGACUGAACCAAGAGACCCCAAAAACACACGAAGACUAGAAAGCCUUCCAGUUCCAACAGAUGAGGAGGGAAAAGUCUCUUUUUCUUUAUUUCCUCGAAUCAUAAAUCAUUUUUGAAGAAAAUGAUUCCCUCCAGCAGACUAAUGACAUCAGCGGAGGAGGCUCCCAUUAAGCCCUGCGCGCUUUCUCACACACACACACACACACACACACACACACACGUUGGCGGUGUGUAGGUGAUGUGCGACAAACUCUCCGGGGUCUCUGCAGCUGAGUGUUAGGCGUGGGCUGCAGACUUGUCAUAAAUGCCGCUGCCUCCAGGUUGUGAAUGAAUGUCCUAGGAACGAGAAGAAGUGCUACACAAGAAGCAGCAUUUGGCAGACAGAGAGCGGCGUGUUGGUUGUAGCGUUUGGCUGCCGAUACACUAACAGAUGGGAGCCCAGUAAUGUGAAAUGGGGACCGUUUCUCAACAGCUUGCAGGCGAGUCUUCAGCGCAGCAAGUGGUUAAAACCCUCCAGAUUUUCAGUUUUAUUUCUGAUUUGCAAAGAAGGGCCUUCAAAGAGACGCAGAGGCGGCGGGGAGGGGGGUUUUAGCAGAAUUUAUAUGUGGGAUUUUUCCUCCCAUUGAUAUCCACCAUGUCACCCACUCUCUACAUAAUCUGUCAUCUCAGCCUCUUCCUUUCUAACUUGAGGACUUUACCCGCAAGCCCUCUGCAAUUAGGCUUAACCAGACACUCUCUGCUAAGCCCCCUUUUUCCUUCAGCACAGCCACCCAAAGGGCAGAUUAAUCAGACACGGAUAUUGUUCGUCCUUGCAGCUGAUGAAGGCCAUGAACAAGUCCAACGAGCACGUGCUGGCCAUGGGGGCGUGUUUCAACGACCGCGCAGACUCCCACCUGGUGUGUGUCCAGAACGAUGACGGGAACUAUCAGACGCAGGCCAUCAGCAUCCAUCACCAGCCUCGCAAAGGUGCUGACUCAGAUCCAGACUCAUCUCUCCGCCUUUUAAAGUCCUGCUUGUUUUCUAAAGAGCUUUGUGUACUUUGAAAAAAAAGUCCCUCUCCUCGCUCUCUGCCAUCAAUUCUUCUGCUCUGGCUGUUUGCCUGAAAACAAUUUGAUCUUUGUCUCGGUUUCUCUUCUCUUUCUGCAGUUACUGGAGCCUGCUUCUUUGUCUUCAGUGGUGCUUUGAAAGCCUCGUCAGGCUUCUUGGCGAAGACCAGCAUCGUGGAAGGUGAGAACUGCGAUGAAAUAAAAAAACACGCUGGCUGUAACAAAAUAAAAACACUGGAUUUAUUUUUUGAGAGUUUUGGCAGAAAUUCUGCAACAAGCGAUCAUAUUUAUUAUCACAUUUAGAGAUGGUAGUGAUUUCUCACGUCUGUGGAUGUGUUAUCCUGAUGUGUGAAAUACUGCAAACUGACAAAGAUUUCUUCAUGUCAGUGCAGAUCGUUUUAAUCAAAUACCUCGAUAUUUCUCUGGUUUAUGAUACACCUACAACCACAAAAAGUUACAUCUGCAUCUUACCCUUCAUAAACAGUGUGGGUUUUUUUUAACAGAUUGUAGAUUGUAAUAUAAUUUGCUAAAACACGGCUCACAAACACGACAAAGAGCGAGAGAAACUAACAUUUUCAGUGAGAGAAAAGUAAAAAAGGAAACAGAUGAGAUUUGUAAAUCAUUCAAAGUCUGUAUUGAAUUAUGAAAAAAGGCCAAGACAAUAGGGCUGCACGAUAUAUCCUUUGAGCAUCGUCAUUGCGAUGUUCGUGUGCAAUAGUCACAUUGCAGAGCCUGCGAUGAAGGAGGUAAAUGAAUUAAUCUAAUUUCAAGGGUAGCUGACUGAGAUACAUCGCAUGUGACUCUGCAUGUGCUGUGCAGCGAUCCACCAAUCACAUUCAUUCUUUACUCAGUCGUCAAUCAGACUAUCCUGCCAGCCAUCAAUCAAAAUCAGAGAGGAGGAAACCACGCCCCUGCACAUGGAGUGAGUUGCUGGCGCCGUCGGUGUUGUGCCGAAGAACGCAUACCUGCCGAGAAUUACUUUUGGAACAUUACUCAUCACUGUUUAGCCCAACAAAUAAGAAUUGUAUGGGUUUUAAAUUGUACAUUUCCAUGGACCGCUCUACUAUAAGCAGUGCGCGUUUCUGCGAGGUGCAGGCAAUCCUCGGCGGGCACGCGUUUCUUGGCACAACACUGGUAACAACAACACAACAACGAUUGCAAAAUGAGCAACGAACAAGAGAAAACCAUCAAAAAUGAAAAAUAAAAGCAAUGACAGUAAUCUGGAAUUAUUUUAGUUACAAGAAGGAUGAUGUCGACCAAAGUAUAACACCAAUCUGUGUGAUAACAUCCCAGCACAAUAAAAGCUAAGAAUAUCUCUAAGACAGACAGCCAUUCUACGAACAUUUACAAAAAGAGGUAAGAUCAGUGCAGGUUAACUGUCCACAAGAUUUCAACAGUGCAGCAUAACAAAGGUGAAAAUUCCUCUCCUUUUUAAUAUCACAGUAUAUAUUGCAGGGUUCAAGAAAAUUGCAAUGUUCGUUUUUUCCAAUAUCGUGCAGCCCUACAAGACAGCAUCUCAGAUACUGAAGCUGAAAAUUUUUACUGUUUUAUGUCAAAUAUUUACUCAUUCAAGGACAAGUUUCAAAACAGUGUGAGGAGGGAUAUCUUUACUUCUUCCUUGAACUAGUUUCUGUCGUGUUAAAGGUAAAUGCUGUCUCAUUCUCGACUUUUAAAGGGUUUUAGCUGCUUAAUACUUCCAGGUCUUUCUUGCUGUCAUUUCCCUUGAAUUAUACUGCAAGUAUUUUCAAACGCGGACAAGUCAGGAAGACUGCAGGCAGGCCAGCUAAGUCUCCUUCUACACAGCCUUGUUGUUGUUGUGAUCUGUGCUGAUUGUGGUUUGUUAGUCUUCUCUGUCUGGAUGUGUCUUUAAAACGUGUAUGUGUUGUUCAGCAUUAAUGAUUCCCUCCCACAUGUUAAAUCUCUGUACCAUUAAAAUUAUGAUUAGGGUUUAAAUGAUCAAAAUCCGUUCUUAUCAGCGUUUUGGACAGCAUUUUAAAGGUGCUAAAGUUCAUCACAAAUAAGGUGAGUGUGUGUCGGGUUUAUGGUUGAGGAGCUGAGGAGGUGUGGAGCUCGUUGUUUGGUGUGAAAAUAAACUACAAAGACAGCUGAACUCCACUAAACCAAUCCAUGCUGCCCCCUGGAGUUCUGAGGAGGAUCAGAGAGAGAGAGAGAGCAGAUUUACUCAAUACACCUGGUAGGAGGCUGACCAGGUACUCCCAGGUGCUGUGAAUACCUGCCCACCAGCAACCUGCAGAGGCACAAACACAGAAAACAGAAACAGGAACGCAAAAGAGCAGGAAAGCCAUCGCAAAUAUACAACUUUAUCACAGUCUCAAGUCCGAGCUGUGACUUAAUUUUAUCGUAUUAUCAGUCAUUUUAAUGUCUUUUAACUUUCCCUGCUGAAAGAUCGUUAUAUUUUCCUUGAUAAAUGUUAAAAAGCAGCUCUCCUGUGAUUACAUGUUUUACUUUUAUAGAGCUGCGGCGAUGGAAAAUAGAAAUAUCUCAAUCAAAUGAGAAGCUCUGAAGUUUGGUUUCUGAUGUUUGAAAAACUACAUUACCCAUAAUUCCACCAAGAGAAACAGUUUACCUCUGACUUGACGCAGUUUUUCAUUUCCGAAUCCUUUUUUUUUCUCGACCCUCAGACGGCGUAAUGAUCCAGAUCACAGCAGAGACCAUGGACUCUCUACGCCAAGCCCUGAGGGACAUGAAGGACUUCACCAUCACCUGUGGAAAAGCCGACCAGGAGGAGAACCAGGAGCAGGUCCACAUCCAGUGGACAGAGGACGACCACAACUUCAACAAGGGGUGAGAAAACUAGGAGAGGAGACGAGGAGAGGAGAGGGAGCCGGAGGAGAGGCUUUUAUGUCACAGACAAUUAAACCGAUCGCUUUCCAACUGCUGUGUUUACUACACUGCCAUAAAAGCUGAUUAUGCAUGCUGGGGAAGCCCUCUGGAGGGGGAGCUCAGCAGGGACCACUGAUGUGGUUUAGAGAAGGCUGAUCAGAUCUGAGGAUUUCAUUAGACAUUUUAUCAAAUACUCAAUCCAUUUAUCAGAAGAAUAUUAUCUUCAGUUUAACCCUUACUUCACCAAAGAGAGACAGAGAGAGAGAGAGGGGGGGUUUAAUGGCACCAUCAGAUCCUAAUAAACAAAGAGUUUUAAGAGUCACACUCAUCCAUUAGAAGCGUUUAUAUUUUGCCUGUUUGGCAAUGAUUCACUUAAAUGUUCUCUUCUUGUAUUUCUAACUCUCUCUAUCUAACCUGGUGGUUUUUAGACUCUGCCUUUCGGCCGCUCUGGCACACUUACAGCAGCGUUCAUCAGAGGGAGUUGGCUGAGUCCAACCUCAGCCUUUGGCCGACGGUCUCCGGCCGAGCAGCUGGCAGGUCGAUGCCUCGCUCAAGGGCACAGCGACAAAAGUCGAUGAAAGAAAUCUGUUUCAUGUGUUUUCAUCCAGAUGAAUGAAUUUACCUCAAGUCCUGAUCAGCUGCCCCCUCCGCUCCUCUUUGUCUUCUUUGAUUCUGUUUCUAAACCCUCAGUUAAUGUCGUUUUGUUUGUUUAUUGUUUGCGUUUGUGUCUUCAGUGUCAUCAGCCCCAUCGAUGGGAAAUCUAUGGAGUCCAUCACCAGCGUCAAGAUCUUCCACGGCUCUGAGUUUAAAGCCAACGGCAAAGUCAUUCGCUGGACGGAGGUACAAAACUUCUCCACCUCCUUCCUCUGUCUGUUACACCUUUACUCUGUCGCCCGUCUUCAUGUACAGUCACAAAAAAUUCAAAUAUUACAGGAGUCCAUCAGGGCGAACUGAUCUGAUCCCUUUUUUUUAACCUUUUCAAACCAAUAACAAACAGCAGGUCUUUCUUCAGGUCAUUUUCACCCUCAUGUGACUCACUGUGAAACAUAAACUACACUCUGCAUGUCUCAGGCAGCACGGAGUGAAUACUGAGAUAAACUUUGUCUCCACAACAUCACAACAUGUUGAAUAAUUGAUGUUUCAAGUGCUUUUAGUGCGGCUCCUAAAUUUUGUUGUUUACCCAGAAACUUGUCUUUCAGCUCAGUCCUGUUUUACUUCACUUCACACCAUGAAGACAAAUUUAUUUCUCACCAUUAUCUCGUAAUAAAAGCUGUAACUAACAGAUUUAUUAUCUUCAAUGUCCUUAUUUGUCUUGUUCAUCCAAAAUGCACAGAUUUGAAGUUAAGAAGCUGAAACAAGAAAGUUUCUGUUUAAAAAUGACUCAAAAAGUGAUAAAAGUCUUCUGAUUAAAUGAGUUAAACUUUUCCACUUUUCUGCGUUCAGGUGUUUUUCCUCCAGAGUGAAGAUCAGCAGAACGGUCUGAGCGACCCGGCCGACCACAGCCGGCUGACAGAGAACGUGGCGAGAGCUUUCUGCAUGGCGCUCUGUCCGCACCUGAAGCUGCUGAAGGAGGACGGCAUGGCCAAACUGGGACUGAGGGUCACUCUGGACUCAGACCAGGUAGGGGUCUUAUAAAAGAGAGAAGUGAGGGUCUGGAUUUUUGAUGAGGGAUCAGCAGAAGAUCCUAACCACUCCAAGCUACAGUCAGAAAACUCCUGUCUUUGUUUUUACAGGUGGGUUACCUGGCAGGAAGUAACGGCCAGCCUCUGCUGCCUCAGUACCUGAGCGACCUGGACAGCGCUCUCAUCCCCGUCAUCCACGGCGGGGCGUGUCAGCUGAGCGAGGGCCCCGUGGUCAUGGAGCUGGUCUUCUACAUCCUGGAGAUCAUCUCGUAGGGAGAAUUUUUGGAUCUUCGUCUCUGUUUUUAUUGUAGAUUUUUGGACCUUCAGACGUCAUCUCACAACACGGACCUCCGUCACCUUCAAUCUUCAAACCGUUUGCACUUCAGAAGAGCCCGAUAACUGUGCCGUGCCAGGCGGGGUAGCAUUCCUCAAGUCAAACCUAUGCAUCCAAAAAACAAAAAAGAAAAAAAAAACAUCGUCUGUUCUGCUCCAGAGGCAGCCUGGGGCCCGAGGGAGCUCCAAGCUGGAUAGUCUGUCAUGUGUCCAUCGUAGUGAACCUCACCUGACAGGUGCGCUCGUCUCUGGUGCUUAUUAGAGAUCCACGCAGCAGGAAUCAAACACCAGAGACACACCUGUCGGACCCCAGAGUGGCCUUACAGUGCUUUACAGGAAGACGAACCCAGGUGGAAGUUUUCAUGUCUGAUCGUAAAACAGAAAGGAGAAACCCUAGACCCAGUCUCAGCAUCCAGAGACAGAUCUACUCACAGAUUUUUCUAUACACUCUUAAUUUUUCCAGAGCACUGAGCCUGGUGUAAAUUAAUCCAGUUUUCAGACUCAGGCUAAAGUGGUUUCAUGCAGCUGUGUUAUCUAAUUUCAAAUAUUAACGGUAAAUUAUCAGGGAUGGAUGAAAAACUCAGACCUGUGACAGAACGCUGCUAAACGUUCAAGUGGUGGUAAUGUGUCGCAAGCAGAGACGGCGCAGUCUUUGGUUACAGGUCACAAGCUGUGAGACAUCAUAGCAUUGAUCUAUAAUUAUAAAUAUGUUAGUGUGAUCAAGAAAAUACAGACUAGUCCUUUAAAAUGUCACUUUUUUUUGAUUAAUCAGAAUCAGGUACGUUAGAAAAGCUGUGAAAUAACAUUAUUUCAUCUCUCUGUUUUGUAUGAUUCGUCUAAAUCUGCGAGGUAAUUAGAAACUGAGCUUAAUGAAUGUUGAGGAUUUGGUUAAGCCGACCAGACUGGACUACUUUUAGAGAGAGAUCUGCACAAACACACAGCUGGAAUCGACCUUCAUCGCUCUUUUUUCUGUUUAUCAGACACUUUAAAUCUCCUCUGAUUCAAAGAUGCGAAGACUCAGGCAUGAAUUCUUCCACCGUGGGUGAAUCUUGUUUCAUCGCCGCUGUCUGAAGCCGCUCUGGACGUCACCAACUCGUCACUGUGGCAACCAGCGGUCCUGAAGCACCCAAAACUAUCAGCAAAGGCCUCUGUGUAGCACGGAUGCUCUGAAACGAGAGGUUUGAAAACUCUGGACUGUCUCAUCUUCAAACACGUUCAAAAGGAAAUCCACAAAUCACCAGAUCAGGAGAUGGAGGAUCGAGAAGUGAGGUGUUUUUUUUUUUUUUUUUUUCAAUUAUUUUCCUUUUGCACCGAGGUGCUCAGUGCCUGCAGCAGCAAGAAAAAGAGACAACCUCUCAUCUUCACCUCUUUGAGCUUUACUCAUCAAUCACCAGAUGCUUUACGUCACAGACUGACAGACGUGUUGUACAUAUUUUUAUAGACAUUCAAAUCUCCUCCUCCUCCUCCGUUCUGCUUCUGUAGCUUCCAGAGCUCCCAAUCCCUGACUCACGAGAACGAGGCUCUGUGAAAUAAGACUACACGUUCACUCUGAAACCCUUCAGUCCUUCAGUAGACAGCUGGUUUAAAAAAAAAAAAGGUUCCAAUGCUUUAUCGAUGAACUCAAACAAUCUGUACAUAAAACUGAGGAAAAUCAGUUUUUAAUCUCAUCGAGUCAUCCUCAACAUCAUCAGAGCUUGUUUGUCCAUCAGUGGGGAAACCACUCGAGUUAUUUUGGUCUUUUUAGUCAUAAAAAGAGAAUAACUGAAGAUGUAAAGAUAUAUAUAAAGACAGUAUAUAUAUAUAUAUAUAUAAAUAUAUAAUAAAUAUCUAUAUGAGAACUGUAUUAAAUUGCAGAAGCAGUGCACUGGAUUCUAAGCCAUUAACAGGAGAGUUAAAGCGAGCGUCGGGGGAGGGCGCCCAGUCCUGGAAGUUUCGUUUUUCAGCAGCAGAAAAACCAGAGCUGUGAAGAUUCAGGGUUCCUGCACAAACUGCAGUUUGAUCGACCUGAAGCUGAAUGUAUUUCAUCUCACACUUCCUGCAACGUAUCGUCCUUCCAAAGCCCUGAAAUCACCAUCGGCCCGCUCCAGACUUUGCAGACCUGCGUAGGAACCCUGUAGACUUAUAAUGUUGUCUUCAAAAGGCCUCAACUGUUUAUUUUUUUUGUAAGCGGAUCUGGAAAAAGAUCUCCUUGCUGGGGAUUGUGCUCUCCUGCAGCAACAUGGACCUGGAAAUAAUGUAAGAAUGUAUUCCUCCUGUUUCUGUUUGUCCACCUCGGGUUAGACUAGUCACCAAAUCCACCGUGUCGUGUCCCAACACUGUACAGAAAUCAUCCAGCGUUGUUUAAUCAUACUAAAUAAAACCAGACGGGGCUACACAAACAAUCUCGACAUCACAAGUGGGAAUCAGACAAUCACACAAAAAUCUGCAGACGAGCCGACGCUUUGAGUCUAAAUUAGAGCUGUAGCUUUUCUUUGAGUUCAAUCUGACGUACUUUAGGAGCUGCUGUAGCAAAGUGACGUUAGCAGAGCAGAUUCAAAACGUUCAGGACACGCUGAACAAGAGGUCAAAGGUCACCAGAUCUGGGUUUAUUACUGUGAUCAUACCAGAGUGGGUGUAUCUCAAUCACUGUGUCUUCACUGUGUGACGUUCAUUCGCGGCGGCCGCCGUUGGUCGGUCAGCUUUUCUGUUUUUAUAAAAUCGCAGAACAAAGAGGAGACGUGAUGAUUUAUUUUUCUGACUUCUUCUUUCUGUUACCUUUUUAUUUUGGCAUUAUCUGACGUGUGCAAUAUGUCCAAAAUCCAAAAAAAAAAGAAGAAAAGGUGCAAUUUGUUUGACUGAAAAGUAGCAUUUUUUGUUUUUGUAUUGGGUUAUGAGAUGUUACUGUCAGAAAUAUAACACUGCAUGCAAACAGAAACACGCCUGAAACGGUGAAGAGACGGACUCAACUUUGCAUUUUAACAGUUUAUCUUCUUUUUGUGUGAUUGAAACUUAUAAAUCCACUUUGUCAUUGACUGGCUUUUGUUAAAAUAUUCUCUUUUUUUUUGCCGUUGAAAUGUUUGAAAAGCCAAAAAAACCCUGUACAUCGUUUUUUUUCCUCUUUACACUACAUGUCAAGAAAAGUGGUCUUUAUCAAACAAUUGUAGUAUAUGUAAAAUAAAAACUUCUACAAAACUUAAA